CCUUCCGCCAAGGACUUCUGUAACUUGUACAAACGAUACCGCACUCGCUGGCAUCCCUUCGUUGUUAUCAAAUAGGUCAGAGGGAGCCAGUGUUUCAAUGUUAUUCUGUGAGGAAGCGUUGACGUGCCUUCGAUAAAACGGGCUACUACUUCUUCAUGAGCAGGUCAAUUUGACGCGCCACUCGCGGAAAUCACUUGUGUUCUUGUUGCAACGCUAAUCGCUUUACCAGUGCUGAGGUGACCACCCAGACGCUGAAGUUCAGUUUUACAGCUUUUCUGUGUUGCCCGUAAACUCACUUUUGCCUCCGACAAUAGGCUUCAACCAUCGUCUGUGAAGAGAUGCGUUCAGUCGCUAGAAAAACAGCUGUUCCCAAGAAGUGCUCAUCUGAAGUAACACAACUCAUUGAUCUUCAGACUAAUCUUAGAAACCAAUAAUACUGAUCCGGCGAAAGACGAGUUGAUGUGGGAAGACGAGCAGCUCUUCGGUGUUCGCUGCGAACGCCCACACAAUUUCGUGAGCUUCAUGGAGAGAAGCAGGAUUGCACAGGAUGUCUCACGACAACUGCGCGAGCGGAAGAAGCAGAAUCUCGCAUGCGGAUUGUCGUUGCGUUGGAAAAUUGUGUUAUUGGCCUUUUUGAUCGCUGCCGGUUCUGCAUCAGUGGCCUUGCUUUUUCUGCCGGGAAGUAAGCCCUCAUCGUGUGAUGAAAUAGCCGCAGCAUAUUCGGACCAAGUUCGGCCAUUCGGUAUGACCGUGGUAUCCCUGUCCCCGUCUCAAGCGGUGCUCCGUUGGCAACCUCCACCGGAAGUGUUUGGCGUCCUCACUGGAUAUACCGUAGAGAUAUGCGACACCUUCGCGCAGUGUGACGCUGAUGAGAACGUGGCCGGUUGCUUCGAACACCACACUUCUGAAGCAUGGCUCAAAUUUGAGACUACUGCCGACACAUCAUACUGCGCGUUGGUCACCACCAACAUUCAGUGCGGUGUCACCACCGUCAGCAGUCGUGCAGCCGCACUGGAAAUCAGGACUGCAUUGUUUGGUUAGCAAAGCAGACCUUUUUAUUCCUGGAAUAUUUCCCACCAAUGCUUUGACUAUGCCCGGCGCAUUGUAAACUUUGUGGAAUAAAUAGAAACGAGCAACUGUUAGAGAAAAAAAAGGUAUCGUAUU
Dermacentor andersoni is the source of this 1164-nucleotide messenger RNA. RefSeq lists its product as uncharacterized. Lineage: Eukaryota; Metazoa; Arthropoda; Arachnida; Ixodida; Ixodidae. The record is from RefSeq and is a predicted model, not a curated record. Gene Ontology annotation, molecular function: protein binding.